AUGCGAAUUGAAGUUUUCAAUCGAUUGCAAAUAGGGAACUGCCUAUUAUUCCUGACUUUCUUUCUGAAAUUGGCCCUCGGCAAGCUAUGCGCCGACGGCACCACCCAGGAUGACUGCGAGCGGUAUCGCUGUGAUAGCGUAGCAGGUAUCCAACACUCGCCGCUGGAAUAUUCGAGUCGAGCGGGGCGAUCGAUAUUUUCACAUCCUUGCCGAUGUCUCCCCGACUGGAAUAGUCUAUUCUGUAAUCAGAGCACAGCUCUAUUAAAUCUACCUCCAACUUCCCAUAUCAGCCCACCGACUGUUUGUAUAUGCAGAAAAUUCUCCGACUCAGGAAGCUACUGCCAUCAAUUCAUUACGCGAUGUUUUAGGCGCGGUAGCGGGAAAUGCAACUGCUGCUUCAACCAGCCCGACGAGUAUUGUGACCACGUGAAAUGUUCGAAUUUACAGCCGGAUUUUGGCGGUUCAAAUACGACCUGUGUCUGCUAUUCAAAUCCGGCUGAUUACCCUAUGCAAGUUUGCGGGAAGCCCCAUAAUCGGAUAGGGUCCAAAUGGAACGCUUGGAGGGAGGCCAAGGAGGCUGAGGCGGCUUCGUGGCUUGAUUUUGACUCGCCGUCAUUCCCGACCUCCCUAUCGUUCAUGCUCAUCCUCGGAUCGUUGCUGCUAAUUUGCGUCCUAUUGAUAUUUGUCGCUGUCAAUAGUCAAAGAAGAAGGCAGAAGCAGGCCAGAGAGCGGAGGCGCGCCGACCAAAAUGGCAAUGGCAACGGACAGCAACCGGAAGCUUUAGAGACACUGCUACCUCAAAAGCGGCCAAAGACGGCCGAGACCCAAUUCAGU
Molecule: messenger RNA, 834 nt
Organism: Mesorhabditis spiculigera
Lineage: Eukaryota; Metazoa; Nematoda; Chromadorea; Rhabditida; Rhabditidae
Source: the annotation of a GenBank genome assembly